UCACGGGCUCGGAGACGAAAGAGGGCGUGUCCUGGCACCUCCUGGGCCCCCUGAUUGGCGGUAGGAGAAGAGCUAUGCUCCCUGGCCGGCCGGGAGGAGGGCGGCGCGUCUGGAGGCCCUAGCCGGGGUUGGUUAGAGACCGGUCCAGUGGCACGAUCAUGGCAGCAAGAACCGGUCCGGGGGCCUUGAAGAGAGUGGUCUCGGGCUACCGUCCGAAGUCGGCCGCUGCUCCUGGAGGCCCGACCCCGGCUCGAGGCCCCUCAAAGAGCGUCAGACAUCUGGCUUCCUGUGGUAUUUUGAUGACCAAAGUGCCUCCAUUACACACACCACUUGUGCCUAAGGAGAUCUCUGCAAGAACGUUCUUCAAAAUUGCUGCUCCAUUAAUAAAUAAAAGAAAAGAAUAUUCAGAGAGGAGAAUUAUAGGAUAUUCUAUGCAAGAAAUGUAUGAUGUAGUAUCUGGUAUGGAAGACUACAAGAAUUUUGUUCCUUGGUGCAAAAAAUCAGAUGUAAUAUCAAAGAGAUCUGGAUAUUGCAAAACACGGUUAGAAAUUGGAUUUCCACCUGUGUUGGAGCGAUAUACAUCCAUAGUAACCUUGGUGAAACCACAUUUGGUCAAGGCAUCCUGCACAGAUGGAAAACUUUUCAAUCACUUAGAAACAGUUUGGCGUUUCAGCCCUGGCCUUCCUGGAUAUCCAAGGACUUGUACAGUGGACUUUUCUAUUUCUUUUGAGUUUCGUUCACUUCUACACUCUCAGCUUGCCACACUAUUUUUCGAUGAAGUUGUGAAGCAGAUGGUAGCUGCCUUUGAAAGAAGAGCAUCCAAACUAUACGGUCCAGAAACUAGUAUACCUCGGGAACUGAUGCUACAUGAAGUCCAUCACACAUAAAGGAAAAAAAAACUGGUGCUGUCCGCUUAUAAUGAUCAUCUUAAUCUAGUCCACUUUGAAGUGUUUUCAUCACUGUGCUUUCAAAAGACAGGAAAUAGUUGUUAAAUAUAGCUUUGAGUGUAAAAAUUGAAAAUAUGCAACCAGAUGUACAUAGAUAUUUGCUUCAAUCAAGUGCAAUUCAAGGUAAUUUGUACAUUAGCGUGUUCUGUACUUACGAUAAUGAAAUGUAGUUAUUGUUAGAAUACUGAUAUCACUUUUCCCAGCACAAUUUCAAAUUUGUAAAUCAGAAAAAACUAUUGUAAUUACUGCUUCACCUACAAUAUUAGCUGUUAUUUCUGCGCUAUGUAAUAUAUUCAUGAUAUAUCAAGUUUAAGUUAUUAAAUCCAAAAUAUUUGUAACUUAUUGUUAUAGGGCCUACCUUGAUAGCCUGAGAUGUUUGAUAAUCAUCAGUGCAUCAUUAAGGUAAAAAUUUUAUGACCUAAAAAUAUUGCUCCCGAGGGUACACGGCAUUACUUUUGUGUAUUUCAUAGUGAUUUUAUCAGCCUGAUUUUUUUUGGUCAGUGGUCCAGAGCUUUAAGCUACUUUCCAAGUAGUUUGUACCCUUCCCUCCAGGCACCCACUUGGCUGCUCUUUCAGCACUGUUGAGUGCCGAAUUGAGUCAACUGCAGUUGAUGAGAUUCAGAUGAAUUGGUUGACAUCUGGCAGUUUUCAUCCCCAUGUUUCUAUUUAUAUAAAUGUGUGCAUUCACUUUCAAUAAUGUAUUUUAAACCAUAACUGAUAUUUUUUUAAACAAAUCAAUGUAAGCACUGAGGAAGUAACUUAAUAAAGUUAUAGCAAUUUGUUUA
Monodelphis domestica (gray short-tailed opossum) is the source of this 1732-nucleotide messenger RNA. It is a transcript of the gene COQ10B, whose product is annotated as coenzyme Q10B. Gene Ontology annotation, cellular component: mitochondrion. NCBI's taxonomy places the organism in Eukaryota, Metazoa, Chordata, Mammalia, Didelphimorphia, Didelphidae. Gene Ontology annotation, molecular function: ubiquinone binding. The record is from RefSeq and is a predicted model, not a curated record. Gene Ontology annotation, biological process: cellular respiration.